Oncorhynchus nerka (sockeye salmon) is the source of this 1477-nucleotide messenger RNA. It is a transcript of the gene avpr2l, whose product is annotated as arginine vasopressin receptor 2, like. The coding region runs from base 41 to 976 and encodes 311 amino acids. Gene Ontology annotation, cellular component: plasma membrane. The record is from RefSeq and is a predicted model, not a curated record. Gene Ontology annotation, molecular function: peptide binding; vasopressin receptor activity. Lineage: Eukaryota; Metazoa; Chordata; Actinopteri; Salmoniformes; Salmonidae. The transcript is spliced from 2 exons. Gene Ontology annotation, biological process: cellular response to hormone stimulus; positive regulation of vasoconstriction; G protein-coupled receptor signaling pathway.
AUGGAAAAAAAAUGGUAACCAAAAAAUCUUGUAAGGAACAAUGAGUUUACAACUCAAUUAUAGUGGCAAUGGCAGUUCGGAGCGGGAGGACGCGGGAGGAACUGAUGAAACAGGUGAACACGACUUUGCGCUUAUAAAAGCUGGGGUUUUGGGAUUGAUUUUUGUCUUAGCCACAUGUGGGAAUUUGUGCCUUCUGCAUGCACUUUGGAGGAAGCGCAAGAUGAAUACAAGGACUCAACUGUUCCUUCUGCACCUGUGUUUUGCGGACCUAGUGGUCGCUUUCUUCCAAGUCCUACCGCAGCUCUGCAUGGAGAUUACGCACCGGUUCCGGGGCUCAGAUUUCGUCUGUAGGUCGGUGAAAUAUCUUCAGGUGGUUGGGAUGUUCGCCUCCACAUACAUGAUAGUGGCCAUGACCAUAGAUCGGUACCAUGCGGUCUGCAAACCCAUGGUGUCGUUCUUGAAGGGUUCUUUUAAGAGGUACGUCGCCAUAGGCGCAGCGUGGCUGAUCUCUCUGGCUUUCAGCACUCCGCAACUCUUCAUCUUCUCUCUCCAAGAACUAGAGGACAACCUGUAUGAUUGUUGGGCGACAUUUAUCGAACCUUGGGGUUCUAAGAUAUACAUCAGCUGGAUUACUUUAUCAGUGUUUGUUCUCCCGGUUAUCAUCUUGCUGUACUGCCAGAUUAAAAUAUGCACGGGGAUAUACUUUAACAUGAAGAGAAAGGCGCUCCAGGCUUCCACGAGCGACAGGCGCACGGGCACCAAAGGGGUCUCGAGCGCGAUGUUGAAGACGGUCAAAAUGACAUUCGUCAUCAUUAUGGUCUACUCGAUAUGCUGGAGCCCCUUCUUUGUGGUCCAGUUGUGGUCUGCAUGGAGUCCCAGUACAGCACCCACAAAUGGUCCAUUGUUUGUCAUCAUCAUGCUGCUUGCCAGUCUAAACAGCUGUACCAACCCCUGGAUCUAUCUUUACUACAGCUAGGAGACACUAUGUUGGACUAGCUCUGGCCCAGGGCGCUACUUUCAGCUUUACAGAAAGCUCAGCAUCAGCAAGCCACACAUAACACCAUGGACCAGAGCUAUUGAUGGACCAUGUGGGCAAUAUGAAAACUCCUCCCACUCCACUGCUUCACCUUGUACUGUAUGUAACAUUUCUUUGAUGUCAUUGAAGAUCCAUGGUUUAGACACAUGGAAAUAUUUGUAAAUAUCUUCGUUGAUUCAACAUCAAUAUUGGUAUGUCAAGCCGACCAUUUUAGCUCUCAGCAGUAAGCAAAUGUAAUGUAUAUUCUGUCAAGCUAAUAUUCUAUAAGAGGUGCAGGAACUGGAGCAGUAGAACAUUUGAGGUGGCGGGACUCAGUUCCAGUGAGAUCCUGUCCUAAUCAAUCACUGAUUAUCUGGGAUGAGUUCCUGUCCUAAUCAAUCACUGAUUAUCUGGGAUGAGCUCCUGUCCUAAUCAAUCACUGAUUAUCUGGGAUGAGCUCCU